Molecule: messenger RNA, 1419 nt
Organism: Asparagus officinalis (garden asparagus)
Lineage: Eukaryota; Viridiplantae; Streptophyta; Magnoliopsida; Asparagales; Asparagaceae
Product: aquaporin NIP1-1-like
Exons: 5
Coding region: 309-1151 (280 amino acids)
Biological process (GO): transmembrane transport
Cellular component (GO): membrane
Molecular function (GO): channel activity
Source: RefSeq, a predicted model, not a curated record
UAAAUGUAUCCCAUCGCCCCUUCCAACCAUUUCCCCACCUGAAAAACCCUUCUCAUUAAUUUUCUUCUCUCCAAAUUUAACCAACAAUUCCAAGAAUAAUAAUGCACAAAAUAAUGUAGUCAAGGGUCAGAGAGAGUGCCAAAACAAGCAAAGUACAGGCAUAAAGGCACAGAAUUUUAGCUGGGUCUUCUCCUCCUCCUGCUCUUUUGGGUCUUUGGCUAUUGAUAUAUACACAGGCUCCUCAAGCCCAAAGUGUCUUCUUGCCUAUCCAAUUUCUAUAGAGAGAGAGGGAGAGAGAAAAGGGCUUGAUGGGUUUGAAGGGGGAGAACUCGGGGAGUGAUGGAGUGAGUGAGAGAUCAGUGGAGGAGGGUGCUGGUGCUGGUAACGGAUACGAGAACUCUGAGAGCAGAGGAUGUACCUCUGAGCUCUCUGUCCAUUUCUUGCAGAAGCUUAUUGCUGAAGUUCUUGGGACAUAUUUCGUGAUAUUCGCGGGGUGUGCUUCUGUGGUUGUUAAUAUUAUCAAGGGAUCAGUCACGUUUCCAGGCAUUUGCAUAGUAUGGGGGUUGGUUGUUAUGGUAAUGGUGUAUUCUGUUGGUCAUAUCUCUGGUGCUCACUUCAACCCUGCUGUUACCCUUGCUUUCGCCUCGUGUCGAAGAUUUCCAUGGAAACAGGUACCAGCAUACAUCAUAGCUCAGGUUGUAGGAUCUAGUCUCGCCAGUCUCACGCUCCGCGUGAUGUUUGGAGGCGAUCAGAAGCACUUCUUUGGAACAAUUCCAACUGGUUCCGAUGUUCAAUCUCUAUCCCUCGAGUUCAUCAUCUCCUUCUACCUCAUGUUUGUGAUCUCCGGUGUUGCAACAGAUAACCGAGCAAUUGGAGAGCUAGCAGGAUUAGCUGUAGGAGCUACGGUUCUCCUAAACGUUCUUUUGGCUGGGCCGAUAUCAGGAGCAUCGAUGAAUCCAGCAAGAACUCUAGGACCCGCAAUUGUCAUGAACCGAUACGAAGGGAUCUGGGUCUACAUAGUGGGGCCCAUUACUGGAACUAUAGCAGGAGCAUGGGCGUACAAUCUCAUCAGGUUCACAAAUAGGCCGUUGCGUGAGAUUACAAAAAGUGGGUCUUUUCUUAAGAGCUUGAGGAGUAACGGUACCAAAUAAAAAUGCCAGUUUGAAGACAGAAGACGAUGUUAGUAAAAAAAUAAUAAUAAUAUUGAUGGUCGCGGCGUGACGUAAGAAGGAUACUUAGCUUGAUUUCAUAUAUUUGUUCAGGGUUUUUUUUUUUUUCUUGAAGGGUUUCGUUUUGUUGCGAAUGUUAAUAGAUUUCAUUUGAAAUUUGGAGGUGCUAUGAUUGAUCUCCUACGGACCCUUUGUGAAAGCAAUAUCUGACGUUACUUUUAUGAAAGAAACACUACUGAUUAGAAUUCCA